Messenger RNA from Colletotrichum spaethianum, 708 nucleotides. RefSeq lists its product as uncharacterized. The transcript is spliced from 2 exons. NCBI's taxonomy places the organism in Eukaryota, Fungi, Ascomycota, Sordariomycetes, Glomerellales, Glomerellaceae. Bases 1 to 708 code for a protein of 235 amino acids. The record is from RefSeq and is a predicted model, not a curated record.
AUGGCCCAGGACUUCAGGCUAGGUCUCUGGAGCUUUAUGGAAGACAUUCGACAGGCAACUGUUGGUGACGAGCCAAUUCACGGCGUGCCCGGACGCCCGGGCUCAACAGAUCCUCAUGGCAGGAGGGAGAGAUCUUGCGCCGGAGACCAGGACACGAUCAAAGCCAACAGCUUUUCUCGCCCUAGAGUUCCGUUGAACUCGGCCUUCGACCUACCGCCGAUGGACACGCCGAGCAAGCCAUCAAAGCCUCUCCAGGAACGACCGAACCCAAAGCCCGCGACCAAGUCUACGACAACGAAGGCUAAGCACUUUUCGUGGACGCCGUUGACUUUCGACUCCUUCGACGACAACGACUGGUCAAACUGGGAAUCACCUCAGGUGUCGUCAGCCAAGUCAGCGCGCUGGAGCGGUUCGACGAUGGGUGGAGCGGACGAAAUCGUGUCGAUGUCUGAGAACAACGAAAACAUGACCCCGCUCAGGAAGAAGUCGUCCAUCACCGUAGACACCUCGGCCAGAUCCGAAUCUCGUCCCGAGUCGGCUCUAUUGUCGCCUAGUCGGUUGGAGGAGCUUCUUCCCACUGUGGUCAACAAGCUUUCUCCUGGCAACCUCAAGCGGACUGCCAACAACCUCAUGGACGAGUGGGAGAGGAGCCUCAAGGAGACCGACGAAGAGGAGCAGCUCAUCGACUUCAGAGAGACCACGGCUUGA